This is a messenger RNA of Tetranychus urticae (two-spotted spider mite), 1772 nucleotides long. NCBI's taxonomy places the organism in Eukaryota, Metazoa, Arthropoda, Arachnida, Trombidiformes, Tetranychidae. The record is from RefSeq and is a predicted model, not a curated record.
CUCUCUUUCUCGCUCUUUCGUGAUACAGUUAAAAAAGAUGAUGGCACACCUUGUUAUCUCACACAAAAUUACAGUUAUCGUGAUUUCCAGGGAAAAUUUAUCUGUCUCACACAGAAUGUCUCAGUUGAUAUUGAUGAUUUUAAAGUUCAUGCAGCUGAAAGAUCUCUACUUGCCAAAUUGGAGGAAAAGCCUGAAACAUUUGAGCAACUUGAAAAUGAGGAUGAUUUUGAAGCUGAUGUAGUGAAGCCUGUAACUUUGGAUGUGCCGCCUUCAGCAGAAAUUGAAUUUGAAUCAAUAGAGUUUGAUUUUGUUUUAGACCCAGAAAUUUUUGAAGUUUCAUGUAACGCCGUUGUCAGAUUCGAUUCAGUGAGUGAUCCUAAACUACCAGAGGCCAUUUCCACUCUUAAGUCGAGUUGUAAGGUUGGCUUCACUUGUUUACCCUGGAGUAAUGAAAGAGAUACUACUAUUGAUUUCGCUAUUUUUGGCUGUGAUAAAGGAACCUUUGUAUUUCCCAUUAUUCCUGGUAUGAUGAACAAAGUAAAAGAAGUCUUGGAAUCAGAGGAUACUUGUAAAGUGAUGUACAACUGUAGUGUGACUGCUGCCCGGCUUUAUAAACUAUAUAAGGUUGAUUUGAACAAUGUAGAUGAUACAUUGGUUUGGGAUUGCGAGUUGGGCAUGCGAAACCCCGGCAAAUACGGAAGGAGAAAAGAAGAAAUCAAACCUUACGACAAGUGUAUUGCAGAGUACCUACAAAUUGAUUUACCUUGGUCUGACAAAGAAAACUUUUAUGAAGUUUGUGGUAAAGGUAAACUGUUAUCAAAACCCCUUGAUGAAACUGGAUCCAGUUAUGCUCGUUCAUUGGUGAUGCUUUUCAAUGAGCUUCGCACUGAAAUGUUGAAGCACUUAUUCUUCCCAACGCUAAUGAAGCAGUAUCAUUACUUAAAUAAUGUAAAAUACAUUUCACCACAAGAAUACACUGCUCUCAGGUCGAUGAAAUGUUUCUCUCCAUACUACUUAACUCAAGGUGAGAUGGUUGACGUUGAAGGAAUGAAUUUUGACAGCAUCCCAGUUAUCUCAGAUAUUCUGAGUGAGAAGUUCAAAUUUUACAACAAAGUUUUUUCUAGAAAAACUAAAUCAGUCGGUCUUCAGUGUCAACUAGAGACUCUAACUGAAAAAUUGCCAAAAGCCUAUUCUGGUGCUUCAUCUAGGAAACAAUGGGAACAGAACGGAGCUAAAAACGACUCAGCUAUCUCAAGCGAUGAGGCAUCUCAACCAAACUCUCCAACUUCCACCUCAUCUUCAUUAUCUCAAAGUCCUGAGACAUCUCCACUUAAAAACGUUGCCCAAUAUCCCCAUGGUAAUAUUAAGGAUAAUAAUUCUUGUGCAAUUAAAAUUAGUCAUCGUUUAAUCCGUAAAAAGGACUUGCCUCUUAAUCGACCAAUCAGGCAUGAUGACUUGACGUAUGAGGAAAAAAUAAAUAGACUUCCUCGGAUCAAUACGAACCGCCCAAAACACACCGAUAGUGGGAAAUUUAUUGAUUGGUCUGUGGUAACUGAUAUGGCUGAAGAUCGACCUGGAACAUCAAAACUAUAUCCAGCUGGCUUCAAUCUUCCUAAUAAUUGAAAUUUAGAUAAAUUUAAAAAGAAUCAAUUUUAUACUCCUGUUUUGUCAGUUUUUGUGCUACCAUAUAUUGAUAUUGAAUUGAUAACAAAAUUUGUUUAUAAAUAGCUCACUAGAAAAUAAAUUUUCAUAUUUAUAUUUAUAUUAAUAAA